This is a messenger RNA of Limanda limanda (common dab), 3738 nucleotides long. RefSeq names its product uromodulin-like 1 (gene umodl1). NCBI's taxonomy places the organism in Eukaryota, Metazoa, Chordata, Actinopteri, Pleuronectiformes, Pleuronectidae. The transcript is spliced from 17 exons. Gene Ontology annotation, molecular function: protein binding; calcium ion binding; peptidase inhibitor activity. The record is from RefSeq and is a predicted model, not a curated record. Gene Ontology annotation, cellular component: extracellular region; cell surface. Bases 1 to 3738 code for a protein of 1245 amino acids.
AUGAGUUGGACGUUCUCCAUCUGGGUGGCGGCGGCUCUGAUGGCUCUUUGUAGAGGACAAAACAUUGGCUAUGAAGGAAAUAGUCUGUCUCCAUCUGGCUACCAUCUUUGUAUUCACAACGAGACAAGGAUUGUGAGUUACCUGGUGAUGCACAAGGUUCCAUAUACUGUGAUAAACAUCUGUGGCGGCUGGCUUCUCUGGAGGACAUGUGAAGUGACUGUCUACAAGAUGGUUCCUCAGACAGAACACAAGACAGUGAUGGAGCUAGUCACCAAGUGCUGCGAUGGCUACGUACAAGUCGGUCGUUACUGCGCCCUGCCUGUAAACAGGACUGGAGAGCUCAUCGCCAAGCCAGGCUCAUGUCCAACUGCAGAUGGACAUUGUCCCAUACCAGAGGACUGUGUGUGGGACAUGGACUGCCCAGGCUGGCAGAAAUGCUGCCAGAGACUGGGUCGCUCUUUCUGCAGUCAACCUUCAAGCUCAGCUAAUUAUUCUGUGAAUGGAGAAUACCGAUGGAAUGCAACAGUCACGGUGAAGACAGAUCACCAGCAACUGUUGUUCCUGGAUAAAGGACUUCUGAAUCACACACGAUUACUACAUGCAAUGGUGACUGGAGCUUUGCAGCCUGAUGAGGUUUCAGUCCAUUACCUCAGCUCGUGGCCUGUGCAUCCAUACAGGACUGCAACGUCACUGCUGAUAGUCUGCAGCUCCACCCUGUCACUGCACAGUGUCACAUCAAAGCUGCAUCUGCUCCUGAAACACAUACAAGAGGUGACAUCUGUAACGGUGGAAGACGUAGACGAGUGUGUGCAGUCUGUUCUCCAUCAGUGCUCCCCUCAAGCACAGUGUAACAACACAGUGGGAUCCUACCAGUGUAUCUGUCACCAAGGAUACAAUGAUGUUGAGCCCAGCAACCCUGGAGCCAAUUGUACAGCUGGUGAUGGUGUGUGGACCAGCACAGAGACCCCGCUGACCCACCUUCCACCCAUGACCACAACCUACACUCCAGCCCCCAACACCACACAGGAGCUUCCAGGCAGCAGCACCACUGUUACCCACAACUCCUCUGAGAUCAGCAUGACUACAGCUCUGAGUAAUACAAGCUCUGUCCCUUAUAAUUCAUCACAUGCUCUGCAGUGGAUGAGCUCUGCACCUUACACCAGCAUGAGCUCAACUGAGGAGUUACCUCUGCCGACAACCACAUGCUCUCCUCCCAGCAUCACCACCUUAACGGUGUUUAACGUUACUGGAACCUCCCUCUGUGUGUACUGGUCCAGCCAGUUUCAGACAAACCAGACCUACCGGGUUGUUCUGAGGAAGGGGUCAGAGGUCAUUGACCCUUUGGAAACUCAUCAGACCAUGAUGGAGGUGAGGGGACUGCAGCCUGGGGGGCUCUACAACGUCACUGUCACACCUAGUGCCUGCGGAGGAGAAGGGGUCACCCAACAUGUAUUGGUCAAGACAGAUGCUCAGACUCUUGACGCCACAACUCGACUCACCAACAUCAACUUCACUGAUGACCUGCACAACUCCAGCAGCCAGGCCUACAAAAGCCUCACUGCCAGUAUCAUAGAAGAGAUCUACCAGUCUCUGUCUGAGGAAAUGAAGCUCUUGGUGAGGAUUGAGAUAAGGAGCUUGUCAGCGGGCAGUGUGGUGGUCAACUUCACCCUCACCCUCAACCUCACCCCAAGCCAAGGCCUAGACAUCAGUAAUGUGUCCCUGGCUCUGCGUAACUCCCUGAUGAACAGCUCCAAAUACACUGUGGAUAGAAACAGCACAAGCAUAACUGAUUUUAAUGAAUGUGAAUCAGGGGAAAACGACUGUUCCCAAUGGGCUACAUGUAACAACAACCUGGGCUCUUACACGUGUCACUGCAUGGAAGCGUUUACAGACAACAACCAAGAAAGGCCUGGGCGAGCCUGUCAAGCGAAUGCUUCCUCAGAGACAAUGACGGCCUCAACCAGGGAUCCAGCUUUAACCACAGUAACAACCACUCCAAACAUAACCACUGUCAUUAUAUCAACAAGUGAAAUGGUUUCUACUACAGCCACACCCAGUACAGCGGGCUCAACCACUUCUACGGUCAUAACUGUCGUCACUCUAGCUACCACUACUCCUGCAAUGACAACCACUACUAACCCUGCAACAACAACCACUGCUGCACCAACGACCAUGGCAACAGCUUCAACAACCAUGACUUCGGCCCCGACAACCACCACUACUGCUCCAGUAGCUAUUGCUAAAGCUGCAACAACCACAAAUAGUGCCCCAAUAACCAUGACUACUUCCCCAAUAACCAUGAAUACUGGCCCAACAGCUAUGGCUACAGCUGCAACAACCACAAAUAGUGCCCCAACAACCAUCACUACAAACUCAACAACCACAAAUAGUCCCCCAAUAACCAUGACUACUGCCACAACAAUCAUCGCUACAAACUCAACAACCACAAAUAGUCCCCCAAUUACCAUGGUUACUGCCACAACAACCAUCAUUACAAACUCAACAACCACAAAUAGUCCCCCAAUAACCAUGACUACUUACCCUACUGCCCCAAUAACCAUCCCUACUGCCCCAACAACCAUGACUACGACCCCAACAACCAAAACAAACAUGACUACACCCCCAACAAACACCAAUACUGCAAUGACAUCCAUAACUUCUACUCCUGCACCCACUGUUACCAACACAACUGCUGCUACUGCUACAACCACUUCUUUGGCCCAGAGAACCCGCUCUGUGCAAGGGGCCGUCUCAGUGCAGUGCAAGGUCACUUCCAUCACCGUAACAGUUGCCAGAGAAUUUCUUCAGAACACCAAAAUCAGAGAAAGCGACCUGUACUUAGGCUCGCCGGAAUGUGGCGUCAACGGAGGCAAUGACACCCAUGCCCAGCUGACCGUGGCCUGGGAUGAGUGCGCCACUAUACUUACACAUAAUGAAACCUACAUCACAGUAUCUGUGACCCUGUGCAACACCAUGGAUACAAACAGCUCAUCCAGAGUUCGGCUGGAGGUUCCCAUCAUGUGUCCCUACAUGAAGAGCAUGCGUAUCUCUGCUGACUUUGGGUCUAUGGGACACGACGUUAUCAAAGAUAUCAUCAUAGGCCUGGGGUCGUUCCAGGUGACGGUGCGGCUGAUGAAUGGGACAGUCCCUCUGCCCCACAACUAUAGCUUGUCAUCUGAGGACAUGGUGGUGGUGGAGGUCAGCCUGAACACCUCCUCAGACCAGAUUAAAGUAGUCAUCAACAAGUGCUGGGCUACUCCCACCCUGGAUCCUGCAGAUACACAAAGCUACCCCUUCAUUGAGAACAGCUGCUCCCUUAACACGUACACCGACGUGUUGAUGAACGGGAACUACAGCACAUCUCGAGUGUCUGUGCAGAUUUUCUCCUUCGUCAACCUGGAUGUGAUCUAUCUGCACUGCCAAGUCUACAUCUGUGUCCAGAUUGGAACAGACACCUGUGUGCCUGACUGUCGGCAGAGAACGGCUCGAUCUAUGAACAGACUGGGAACAUCUUACGGUUCCUCUGGACCUCUACAAAGACUUUUUGAUUACCACUUGGACCAGGAGUAUGACACUGUUCAUAUAAUCGGCUUCUCCUGUCUGGGAGUCGGCUUGGCGCUCUUCUUCAUCCUUGGCUUUGUCUGCCUCUUCUACUACCAGAGGAACCGCAUCGGACACUACAACUUCAGUGUCAAACCCAAGCAGGAGAACUUCACCUACCUUGUCUUCAACACCUAG